Molecule: messenger RNA, 8082 nt
Organism: Dicrocoelium dendriticum
Lineage: Eukaryota; Metazoa; Platyhelminthes; Trematoda; Plagiorchiida; Dicrocoeliidae
Source: the annotation of a GenBank genome assembly
AUGGAAUUUGUUUACCCGCCAGAAUCCACACUGCCCUUUUUUGCAGCUAUUUCUACCUUAGAGAUUCAUAGUCAAAACUUGGAGCUUCGUCUUAGCCCACAUCAGAUACACUCACUCCUCCGGUUACUCGAAGUGUUCUCUGCCGUCCAUUCAGAAACUGUUGAUUGGUCCAAGUUUGUCUCCGCUAACUUCCCGAGCUCAAAUCUGGACUGUGUGCCGAGUGGCGAUGUUCUUCCACCGGUAGAAUGUUUAGAUCUAAAGGAGACACAUCACGGUAACCAGCAACAAUCUUGGGCGUCUUGGGUCUGGUCUCUCGUUCCCAGCAUUUUGCCUCCAAACUUGGAUCUCAGCGAUUCGGACUGCGAAGAUGGGUCUAACGAACCACCGGCAAAUGCGAUUGUUGCAUGGAUAGAGUUUUUCGAUCUUGUUUGCGAGGAGGCGCGACAUCAGCAUGCCGAUCCUACCAACCAAUUUGUAUCCGGUUUACAGCCAUCCAUCGAUUAUUCGGACUCAAAUGUACCUCCUUACAAUUCAUCUGAUGUGCGCCCAUCUUCAGUUUCGACAGCUCAUGUGAACCUGAGAUGCAUGCGCCGUAAUCGACGACGAAUUCGGCAACUAACCAGUCUAUGUGAAAUUCCCCCUUUAAUAAGACUGUGUGUACGCUGCGAUCGAUUAACUAUUCAGCUCACACUCCCUGAUUACGAUCUGCAACCUCACUUGAUCGGCCAUGGUUCCAAGCGUCCUCCAGUUCGUUUACAACCCACCAUGGAGUUCGUUGCUCAGGGUUUGAUUUCUCAGUCAAGCAUCUUUGGUUCCUACUUCACUUCGUUUCAACUGGGCAUCAAGCAGCUUUCAGCACAUCUUAUUGGCAAUCAUUGCACAUGUGGAAACAUGGAUGAGUGCCUUUCCACUGCAACCGGUACCACUGAUACCCUACCAAACUACGGCAGAGUAAAUGAAGAUGGCUCAGUUGUCCUUCCGGCGUUCGCUGAGUUUGGCACUGCUCAUGGCUGUUCGUCUUCACAGCCUCCAAACGACCGCUUUCUGUUUUACUCAAUGUUCCACUCAAAUUCGAACGUCACUUUACCUGGGGUGCUCCAGAAUGAGCAACGCGAUUCGCCGAGCAAUCAAUGUGUUUUACAACUGGACUCUUACUUUUCCAAAUUCACGGACACUGUCGUUUUAGAACACUAUCCUGCUCUGUGGUUCGACUUGGUCAAUUCGAUGGAAUACGACGCACCGACUUUCAAGUCAACUGAAACUGCGCGAACUUCCUCACUCGAAACCCGACAAUUUCCGCAUCGUGUUGUCAUCCGUCUUCUGUCCACUGAGAUGCAGCUUCACAUCUCCGCCUCAUUGCUACAUCGACUUGAGGCUGUCGUCGCAUCUAUCCGAAGUCAUCCCAACUAUCCUGCUUGCUCGAUUGAUCCCUCUGGUGUCUGCGAACGCUCAGAAGCGCUCUCCGGUCAACCUCAACUGACCAGUUUUGGAGGUCACGUCCCCAUUCAAAUGUUCCGGUUGGCAACAUCUUCCGCUCAUGUGCAUUUUCACGUCAUCCACUCCGCCUCUCAACCUGUGGACGCGCAUUCCCUUAUACUACAUCUGGGACCUCUCGAGUGUAUGCACAUCUGUCCUUUACAUCCGGAGGAGAUAACGGCCGAAUUACGCCAUUGGGAUUUCGUUCCCCAUCUCAUUUACCAUGUGAAUGAUCUACUAUCAGACGAUACCUCUUGGUUGACCAUUCCACCACAUCCAAUCACUCGGCGUGCACCAGACCUUGACGCUGCCGCACUGCUGUCGCAUGCAUUCAGGCGAACUCGCGUCCGAUUUCAUUCAUGCUCCGUGCAAAUGUCACCCAUACUGUCCGCAUUGAAUACUCCAAUCGCCACUGUGUCACACUUAACCGUGUUGUGGUGGAACCUGAACGCGCCUGAACAAUGGGCUGACCAUCCCCAAGCAGCUUCCAUUUCUGAAACCGAGAUUCGUCUUUAUAUCCAAGACCAAGUGGCCAUCAGUUUGUCGGCCACCAAUCUGCUCUUCAUCAACUUCCUCUUAGGCCCCAUUAUGGAACAGCUGCGCUCAUUCGGUGAUUUCCUGUCCAAACCAGCCGCUGCACCUGUCCACUCGUCACCAUAUCUUCCCGCAUCUCUGAUGUUACAACGCCUGAAUGCUGUACACUCUGCCCGACCGAUCGACUUGGGGACACUUUGCAUCGAAAUGCCAGGCUCUUUUCAUAUGCACUCUUCUUUCAACCAGCUUAGAUGGCGUUUUUGUAUGAAUCUCGAUGGUGACCUUAAUGCGUAUCUACUUUGUUCUGGGACCAACAUCGUUGUGAUACCUGUGCUUCAGAGACUGAAACAGACAGAAGCGUCCGUUUCCCAUCAUCCACACUCUCAUGGCUCUCGCCAGAGUGAAACAACGACCUCACCACAUUCUACCCUUUUCGAUCUGUCUCUUCAGUUCCCUUCGAAGCUUGGACAGGAUUCUUUUUCCAUCCCUGCUCUCUGUCAAAUUUUCGUCUCCGGAUUUGCUGGCACCCUCAGUCCGUACCUCAUUCGCUGGCUCUCCUCGGUAGACCUACCGCCCACGAUGUUCGAUCUAGAAGCUCUCCGAUGUGAUCAAAUGCGCAACCAUUCGAAAAGUCUUCCUCCAGCUUCACUCACAUGCCCCAAACCUUCCGUGUCAUUGAAUCCCUCGUUUUAUCAACGGACGCAAUCUGUCCAUCGCUAUUCUUGCGGACACCCCAAUUUCGCAAUUUCUCCUCAUGCCUCAACGAUUUGGCCGCGUUUCCAAACCCUUCCCACCGAGAAUGACACCAGUUCGAAUACGCAUGCUGAUGAUUGGGUUCACUCUCGAUUCACUCUAAUUGGGAUUCAGGAGUUGUUAAAACUUUUGACUGUGGAGGUGGUGCUUAAGCCCUGGAAACUGACGAUUCUCCGUCCCGAUUACGAUCUCACAUCAGCGGGAUCCUUGUCUGCUGGUUUGACAAGCGAUUACUGUGCGUCCGUUGAUUUCUUUUCGCCUGAGAUCGUGAUGGACAAUUCGGAGCGUAAUUCGUUGCCUUAUCCAGCUACCGGACAACCUGACCAGCCGCACAUUGACCCCACUAGAUCCGGCAUUCCAGAGGCGAUCAAAGUUGCGCCACCGCUGCAUCAUCCUUCUACUGCACACGGGUUCCCAAGCAGUAUGGUACCGUGGCGUUUGCGUGCAAGUCGGGCCACUGUAUUUGUGGAUCGUCAGAUGGUGUUUGCAGUUGACCUAGUGGCCAGCUUUCUGAUCACUUCAUGCCAAUCACCUCGUGGGUGUGGGAAAUUUGGAAGCGACCAAACGUGUACAACCUGGUGCCUACACCUUGAAUUCUCAUAUGACGAUCCUAGUGACUCGCCAUCAAAGGAGGACGCCGCUGUGUCUGGAAUCCCCUCCUUGGAACAUAUAUUGUGCGUCGGUCAAGCGGUUCUGUAUGCAUUUGAAAGUCUGCAAUCAGUCGCUUUCAAAUGGACUCGGCUCAUCCGUGCUCUUCGGGAUCUUAACAACGUGGACUUUUCUACUACGAUGAAUGCACGAAUUUCCAAACACACAGAUCCUAUCUUACCCUCGUCGGUUUCAAAUAUUGUGCAAAAGCCGAUCGACAUCGCUACGCCAAACUCUACCGUCAAUGCUGAGUGCUUCAGUAAAGUUGUGUUAGCUACUCCUGUUUGGUCCUUGACAUCGAACACCCCGCCCUUGCGAUUCGUUGUGAUUGGUUCACUUUCACACGCCUCCGGCUGUUUCCGCACACGCUCUCUGGACUCUGUCGAUUCGAUUGUCCGGUGGUUUGUAACUGAUGUGGCUGCGUCCAUUGAGCUGCAACAGCGACGAUUCUCUCUCGAUUUGUCUGUUGGGGCGUUAUCUGUGUACCUUCAUCAAUCAGGAACUGUGGUCCCGCUUUUAACACCAUCUGGAUCUUGGUUGCGCUGCUUCGAUGAUGGAGACCGACACAACCCACUGCCAAACGGCUCCUUCACGAACCCUAUGUUAUCCAUAGAGGGAUCACCAUUUGCUGGUCCCAACACGAUAGAUUCUGCAGAAUUUCAAUGGGUUCCCAGAUUUCCAUCCGAAACCCCCUGUUUCACCUGCACUUCACAGAAAUGUCCCAAAAUCUCUCCGCUCGAGGUCACUGCUCCUUCCGAUGUCAUGUUUGCCGCACGGCUUUCAAUAAGCUCUGGACCUCAAACCCACGAGUGCUCUGCUUCCACUCACUCUCAGCACUGUGAUCCGCUGUGUAGUGCUUAUUCCACAGCUGUUUGUGGUUGCCCUGUCGUUCUUCUUGAUGCCAUUUUGCAACCACUAGACGUAGUUAUUCCUCUCGAGCUUAUAAAGUGUUUUGAAAUCCUGGACCAAUGGAGCACGAAUUCUCUACCUGAAUGUCACCACGCAGGGGUUCCGUGUGGUCAACUUGAGGAAAAUUCAUCGGUAUCAUUUCAUGGCUCCUAUGUUAUUCAUCCUCGUUUGUUAGUUAAGCUACUUCGGAUCUUUGUCAUCUUUGCCAAGGAUUCCCGUGCUUAUUGCACGCCCUCUAUCCCGUGUGAGCCGAAUACAUUGGUUCUUUGUUCGGAUAACUUUGAAUUUCGGCCAUUAGUGGAUAGCCAACGGGAACAUCCAACCGCAGCGCAAUCAGAAGCUGCAGAGCGGCGUCAGUGUUCUGCUUGCAUACCAAAUACCUCAUCAUUAUCAUCCAAAAAUGCGGACCGUUUUACUCCUUGCAGCGCUGUUACUCGUGGUAUCACGUGCUGGAUGACAGAAUUCGCUUCAGUUCUGCUUCCGGAGGAAUUUAUUCACUAUCGUUGGACAGAACUUGUCACGAAACGCUCCGAUGGUCCGGCUACUUUGCAACAGCAAUAUCCGGCGCACUACUGGAAUCGGGGCCUGCUCUGUGCUAGCCGGAAAUGUCACCCACAUCCCGCUCCCGGAUGGCUUUUGAUUCAGUCCUUCAGUCUCACAUUUUCUUGGGCCCCAACUUUCCCCGCUAUGGAUUUAUCUUCAGGUUCUGGGUCCGGCUCGUCACUAGAAUUGCUCAUCUCGGAUCCACUGGUUCUUUUUGCAGACAACACGGUCGUCAAGGCAUUGCAAACCGUUCUCGUCUCCAAUAUUACGAAUAGUGGACGAGCGGAAUCCCAUGGCGACUUUGGCCGUUUGAAAACCCAGACGUCUUUUCUUUCCCGCUUUUUCCCACAAAGACUGGUGAUUGACCUUCUGCACAUCCGGUUAACAUGUUGGUCGGAUGCUAUGCCUGAUGAAUAUGCCCUCAACUCUUUCGCUCAGAUGGUUAUUGACCUCAACCAGGCUCAUCUUGCAGUUCGCUUACCAGCCCCCAACCAUCUUGCGAUCGAAGCUUCCAUCCGUAACACCCAGAUGGAUCUCCGCUUCUCAGGGUCGCAUAUGCCACCAUCUCAAUCACAAUUCAUUGGGUGGUCUCAGUUCUCUCCCAUUACGCCCAAAGAACCUCACGACUCAGUGGUCUUAAUACUGCCACCUUUCCCAACCGAUCGGGUUAUCGCUCGCUUUUCUCCACCUCAGAUGGAGACUGUAACCUUCAUCGGUUCCGCGCGUGAGAAAUGCGACACAGGAACUGGCUCUGCCACGCCGUUUCUUACUGUGUGUGUGACAGUCGACCACGUCGGCGAUGGGGAUUGCGCCCUUGAGCCAGCAGUCGCUUCGAAUGCGGCUCGGCCUGACUUUGUGGCCCAUGGUAAGGUUAUCGACAUUACCAUUUCUGUCGGGAACGUAGCACACGCUGUCGUGCAGCCGGAAACAUUGGGGGCAAUGGUGACGCUAACCAAAGCAGUCAGCUCCGAUACCCACGAACUGCCGAUGUCGUAUUCUACCGACCACAUCGACGUGGAACACUCACCUUCAGCAACAUCGGUCCUGUUUCGCCUAGCUGUACAAAUUGACGGUCUCGAUUUGCGUAUACUGUCUGCGUCUCCUCGCUCCGAUCGUGGGGGUGAACUCCAGUUGACAUUGCGGCAACUGACCUGCGACACACUUGCUGUGACCAAUCUCGGGACACUGGCGAACAGUAUCAAGUGGCGUUUGACCACAUCAAGCGUUCAUCUUGGUUGUGUGUCUUACCAUCCAAUUUCCACAGCAGAUUCCUCUACCCUACUUUCAAGCCGGUCCAUCUCAUUACUGUGGCCGCACACGUCACUGACCUGCAUCGGUGCUGCACGUGUUGCACCAUGUUUCCACCAGCUGUCCUCUCUUACCGCCCCGAAAUAUUUGACAGAUCUGGAGAUAGUAGUCCUAUUGGCCGCCGGUUGUCAAACGGAUGUUCCACUUUACGGUCCGACCCUCGAUACACUUAUACAUAUUAUCCUGUCUUACUCCAAUAAUGCGCUCCUUUCGGUCCCAUUGAAACAACCUGUUCACAGCGAAUUUUGCUUCCAGUGUGCGGGACUUCAGCCAAUCAUGCACAGGGAUGAUUUACGUCAGUCUCUUCUCGGUCUCUCUGCCUGGGAACUUACCAGUCUUCACGCAUUGGACAGUGUUCGUCCGACACCAAUUUCUUUACAUUUGGACGCAUGCUGGCCAUGGGAGCCAAACCACUCCAAUCUGUCUCAGGCCCCUCUGUUCGCACACCCUUGGCCCAAAGUAGGUCAACUGGUAUUUUGCGACAAUCUCCGUGGCGAGUUCCAAGUCUCUACGGACUUGCGCCCAUGCGCUAUCGAUGUGGCUGAUGAGGAGUCGGAGAGUCAAUGGGUCGGUUUGACGUGGGCCUAUCCGGAGCCACGGACUCCAGUUCACCUCCGAGUGAUCCCAAUCCCCCUCUGUUUCAUUGAGAGAUACUCUCCGUCCGCAUUUCCACAAGGGCUCCAGCUCCCCUGUUAUUUACAGUAUUGGGAUCACUCGCAGUUGCCUCGUGGUUCCUUUGUAACCUAUGCCACGUUCAGUCUCCGUGACAAUCAAGCUGUGGACGUUUUCCUAAUGAACACGCGCCGCUUUCACAAGUCAUACUUGGAUUCAACUGGGGAAGCUUCCCACUCUAAUCAUAUGGGCUCACAUCUGUGGCGACAAGUUCGAGAUAAUUUAGAUUCGUUGAUCCAUCAGAGUAGCUGUUCUUCUGAAUUUCCAACUCCUGUCUGGUCGGAUAUCCACCGUGAUGAUCCAGAUUUGUUCGACCUAGACGGCAGUGACAGCACACCGGCGGAGCAAAUUUGGAGAAUCUUAGUCGACUUGCGAGCCCGGCCGGCUCCUGUCUUCCAAAGCCCAUCCUCUGCUCACGGGACCUUCCAUGCAACCACUGUGACAAGCUCGGAGCCGGUGGCAUUGGUGCACAUAUCUCCUCUGGCACUCGGUGGCAGUGUUGAACUGGAUUCCGUUCAAAAGCGCUCCAUCAUCCCGAACGCCGGGCUCAGGGGUCAGAUCUACUGUCCAUCACUACGUUGCUCAGUCGUUCAACAGACUUAUUCAUCGAACAGUAUUUGGACCGCCAACUCGGAGUUGGCACGUUUGGAGUUCAGCAAUCUCCUCUUCUCUCUAGCUCAUCCUUUGGAGCAUUGGACGUUGGUUUCCCCACAACAUGUGAUCACUCUGUCAUGGGCUCACAGUUUACUGUCGAUCGCGGAUCCCAACUGGUCUUGUACUCAGCCAAUACUAUCAGUGCAGUCAUUUCACGGAGCAUUUCAGCUCUCAGAUCGUGGCAGACCCGCGGAUAUCAAAGUUCGGUCGUCCGAUGUUCAUUUGUUUGUCGGAGUCGAUCGUCUGCACAACCUUAACUGUUUGCAUUCAGUAGUGAAACACGUGCAACAGCGUUUGGCACAUUUGGUUGAUUCCAGUGAAUGUUCUUUCAACACAGCCAAGCUGGUGACUCUGCCUCCCUUGCACUGGCUGGUCAUUAAUCAUUCUGAUCAGAUCAUCUUUCUGCAACAAUUGGGAAGCCGCACUCAUUCUACUUCGUUCAAGGUCGAUUCGUCUAGAGACAUUCAAACAACCGAUCCUUUUCUGAUGGAGAUUCGUCCAUCCGAGUGCGUUCCUUGGCGCCCGAUUCUUUUGCCUGGUUUCUGUCCAAACUCUUCGAUCCGUCUGCGUUUCGGUAUCAAAAGG